Molecule: messenger RNA, 2658 nt
Organism: Microsporum canis CBS 113480
Lineage: Eukaryota; Fungi; Ascomycota; Eurotiomycetes; Onygenales; Arthrodermataceae
Exons: 4
Coding region: 1-2658 (885 amino acids)
Biological process (GO): positive regulation of transcription by RNA polymerase II; aromatic amino acid catabolic process
Cellular component (GO): nucleus
Molecular function (GO): DNA-binding transcription factor activity, RNA polymerase II-specific
Source: RefSeq, a predicted model, not a curated record
AUGUCUUACAUCUUGGGAUUGGGGAUGACUUGCAUAUAUAUAGAGUACUCGGCAAAUACAUCCGCGCCAGAACCGUUGACACCGUUUCCCAACGCUACCGCUACCACUACAGGACAAAUAACCGUUGCCGAAGGUGAUGUGGAGGAAAACAAUCAGACAAACCAAUCGUCUCAUGAUGGGCCGUACUCGGUGUCUAACGCUGAGGAUAUGGAUACGCCGUCCUCGACCGGGCACCAUGCUCACAAUCUAGCCGGCACGGCUGCCGGUGUACCUAAUUCCAGCACUAGUACCGCGAGCGGACAUACAAACAUGCAUUUUGACCCCAUUGGCCGUGCGGCGCCUGCCACACCGGCUAAUAUGAGCAGUACCGGGAGCUUGUCACCAGUCUUGACUUCGUCUACAAAUUAUAACCUCCAUAGACGCGAGUAUCGGGGCGGCUCGUCAGAUCGGCAUCAUGCAGGUGUACAGUCAAGCAGCUCCCACGGCCUGCAUAAUUCCGUCAUGCGGACCGUCGUGUCGAGUGGCAAUGAUGCCUUGAAUAUUUUGUUUCAAGCGGCUGCGCAGGAACAGGAUAACGAGAUGGCGGACGUCGAGCAUAAUGAACGCCGACCAUCUAUAUCGAAAGAAUGUGGUCCUGGAGAGGACAAUAACGGAGGUAUUGGUGCGGGUAAUUGCACAGCACAAGAACGUCCUUACUCGCGUCAACAUCAGAAGUCUCAAUCUCACGCGGGGAUGCGCACCUACGACACUCCAACAUCAACCGCUUCGUAUGGGGCGUCCCCUGCAGCCGAUCCCACACAGCUCUCGCACGUUGGGCCGGACGUUUUAGCCGUUUGGGACCAAUGUCGUUUUGUUAAGAUGGGCUGGUUCUCAUCUCGAGAAGCGGUGACAUAUAUCGAUAUAAAUCACUAUUGGCUUAUCACCCAAGAGCCUGUCCUAUGUUGUACUAUUCUUAUGAUUUCGUCACGAUACCAUACGCUACCUGGGGUGGGCGGAGCUUCCCGAGGCUUCUUCAUCCACCAGAGACUCUGGCAGCAUUGCCAACAUUUAAUAAUGCGUGUGAUGCUAGGCCAGGAGAAAGGGUCAAAAGCCAAAACUCGCACUGUUGGGACCAUUGAAGCUCUGCUGUUGAUGUCAGAAUGGCAUCCGCGGUCUCUCCAUUUCCCACCUGAGAGUGAUGGAUGGGACUCAGAUUUAAUGAUGGACAACACUCCUGAACACCAUGACUCCACAAGCCCAGAUUCGUCUGUAUCCGCUUCUAGUAGAUGGCUAGAGGACGUCAUCGAGCCUGCACGCCGUUCAGAUCGAAUGUCGUGGAUGUUACUCGGGUCAGGUCUAACGCUGGCCCACGAACUUGGAAUCUUUGAUACUGAUGAUUCGCGAGCUAAAAGCCUUAUAUCGAGCCCGGAGGUAGAAAACCAGGGAUUCCCCCUCGAUGAAACCAUGAACUUCCCUCGCCAUCGUAUUCGGCAGCUUCUAUAUGUCUUUAUUAACCAGCUGGCCUCCCGGUUAGGCUGCAUGUCAUUAAUGCCUCAGAGCCUGAACCAUUCCAUAGUUGCACCAUCGUCGCAAAAUACCGGUAUUGACGAGUGGCAAUCGUUUAUGAACUCAUGGAUUGAACUGACGAAGCUGGCGAAAUCCGUUACCGACAUGUUCUUCCCAUCUGCAACGUUUACACGCCAACAGUUACACAGUGGUCGAUACAUUGGACUUCUGGAUCAUUUUCGUCCCCUGCUUUCCCAGUGGCGCCAGAAACAUCUUGACACAAAACAUCUGUCACGCCCAUUUGGCGACAUGAUAUUCAUUGAAUACCAAUUCGUCAGAGUUUACACUAAUUCCAUUGGCAUGCAAGCUGUUGUGGAACGUGUCCUUAAUGAGUCUGAUCCUGACAUAGUUAUGGAUGACGUCCGGCAAGCAAAUAUGGACGAAAUUGACUACGAAUUCAUACAAGAAGUCAUUGACGGUUCAUGCAGCCUACUCCAAAAGGUCACUACACUUGCAGAAAACGGUGCUCUUCGGUUUUCCCCCGUCAGAAUAUUUCUACGCAUUACAAGCUCGUCAAUAUUCCUCCUUAAGGCGCUAAGCUUGGGUGUUCGUAAUGCCAAACUCCAAGAGUCUCUGGAUAUUUUGACCAAAAGUAUCCAGGCACUACGAUCUAGUUCACUAGAUGAUAUCCACCUAGCAUCUAGAUAUGCAACGCUGCUAGACUCCUUGCUUUCCCGACUACGACGAAGUUUUGUCCUAUCAAACAAGAACCCAAAAGUUAGCAGAACGACAACCCGUCCAUCCUCAGUUACUCCAUUACCGAAGGCACAGAAUGCUCCUCCUGCAAAUCAUUUACCGCAAGCGUCGCCACAACAGCUUCAGCCUCAGCAGCAGCAGCAGCAGCAGCAACUACCCCACCCUCUACAACAGGCACAAAUGCAAGAAUACUCUCCUGGUGACAUUCCUGGUCCAAUUGCCAUGAAUGCCUCUAUGGAUGUUUCGAAUAACCCAGUUUUUGAGGAUCCAAUUUCUUCAUUGAACGAUAUAAGUGCUGAUGACUGGCUGUCGUUGCCCUUUGACCCGUCAAUGGCACCCUUUGGGGAUGGCGGUAACCAAGCCUGGUCAGGCUUUGAAGGGGCCAAUUUGAACUUCAUCUGGAACUUGCCUUCGUGA